AAAACAGUGUACGCCUGGGUAGCGUCUGUUACCCUGUCUGUAUUACUACAUUUAAGGAUCGUUUGUAUUACAAGCGCUAUGUUCCGUUUCUUGGGUGGCGUUGGUCUCUCCGACUGACCGCUCUAUACUCAGUGCGACGACGUUGUUUAUUUCUUCUAUAGUCAAUAUCGAAAAACGCUAUCAUGGUCGAGCAGUCGGAUCGCGCCCCGCUGCUGGACUGGGAGGAGGUUCCCCCGGCCGAACUUGCCCCAUCGGUUCCAUCACCGGAGACUGGGGAUUCAACACAAUCCGGUCUAUCGAGUUACCCGACCGAGGGCAUUGUAGGGGUAGAUAUCUCACUAAACAGAAGCCCAGCGAGACCGAAUAGUGUAACAGCUGUUCCAGGUGAAAGUGCACACUCUCCCUAUAAACACAGCGGCCCGGGAGGAGAUGCUUCUGCCACCGAUGAAGAGGGAGACUGCGCCUUUCAUGGGCUGUCGGUCAGGGAUCGGAGGAUCACUGGGUCUGGAUGGGAGGAAAAAGAUCAGAUUGUUGCCGUGUUUGUUGUGACUUUCGACACCAGAUCGGGGAACAUGAUAGAAUGGUGCCUACCUCAAGAUGUGAAUCUGGAGGGAGUAGAGUUCAAGUCAAUGGCCAGUGGCUCUCAUCGGAUCUCAAGUGACUUCAUAUAUUUCCGUAAAGGCUGUUACUUUGGUCUAGCGUGCUUUGCCAACAUGCCUGUGGAAAGUGAGCUGGAACGAGGAGCUCGGAUGAAAUCUGUAGGGAUUUUGUCUCCUUCUUACACACUGCUAUACCGUUACAUGCACUUCCUGGAAAACCAAGUCCGGCACCAGUUGCAGUGUCCAGGCCAGUACUCUCCACUGGAAGCUUUCUACGAGGAUAAAAAGGCAGUAUUGCCCCCAGGAGGGAACGGUUUGGUCACAGCCUGCCCGACCAGCGCUCUUGGACCCAUAGUCAACCGCUGCAUGCACCCAGAGAUGAAGAUUACACACCCGGCUGGCUGCAUGUCCCAGUUCAUCCGCUUCUUCGGAGAGCAGAUCAUGGUGCUGUGGAAGUUUGCUUUGCUCAGGAAACGCAUCCUCAUUUUCUCUCCUCCCCCUGUCGGUGUGGUCUGCUAUCGAGUAUACUGUUGCUGCUGCCUUGCUAAUGUGUCCAUUCCUGGGAUGGGCUUGACUGUUCCGGAGUUCCGCCCCUUCUUUUACAUCAACGUUGCUGACAUCACUGCUCUUGAGGCUGAGCUGUCUUAUGUGGCCUGUACUACAGAGAAGAUCUUUGAGGAAAAGAAGGAGCUGUAUGAUGUCUACAUUGAUAAUCAGAAUGUAAAGACGCACAGAGAGAACCUCCAGCCUCUGCUUAGACUCAACAGUGCGGACCGAGAGAAGUAUCGCAAGCUCUGUGAGCAGAGGCAGAUGCUGCUGUACUCUCAGGAGGUGGAUGGAGACUGCACAUCUAAUGAGGAAGAACUCUUCAUUUUAUUCUUCAUGGAACAGAACAACAGAAUCUUCCAGACCCUGUCUGAGUUGGCGGCGAGCGCUGAUCCUACCCUGACCGCUGAGCACGUGAGAGCCAUGGGGCUGGAUCCUCAGGCCGACCGCGGCUUUCUCGUCGACCUGCUGGAAAUCUACGGCAUCGACGUCAUGCUGGUUAUCGACAACCCCUGCUGCCCGAGCCAUUCCUGACACCUCUGGACCACACUUAUACUGCCUACACCAACAAGGUGCAAUCUGACUUUUUGUGCACUUUGCGGCCAGUCAAUCCAGUGACGUCUUUCUGCUUGUCUGUCUGUCUGCCUGUGUGCUUCGUAUCCUUCCAGCCAUCUUGGAUUUCUUCUCGACUCUUGCCUAAGCUUGUUUCAUGCAAAACAUGAUCUCUGUGCCUCUCUCUACCGCUUUUCAAUCUGUGGUCUUCAGUUGUGACUUUGUUCUUCUAGCCAGUGCUGUCUGGGGGAACUGAUGUGACGUCCCCAGUGGGUAUAAAUCUGCUUCACUUGGACACCAGAGAAUCGGAAAAGCAACUCUCACUUCCUGCUGGUAACAACGGUUUGGUAAAGUUUGCUUUGAAUGUCACAUCUGUAUUUCUAAAGGUUUUAUGGUUGUUGCAUAUCACACACUACUGUGAUGGUGAAGAUUUUCACAAUCUCUGCCACAUUUUUUUUUUUUAACUUAAUCAUGUGAACCAGUCAUUUCGUUUUUUGGAUAAAACUGGCAUCUGUCAUUGUGUUUGUUGUGAUCUAUUGUGCAUGAACAAAGAGACACAAUCAGUUUUGCUACUGUAGUUUGUUAUUAUUCAUGUUUUGAAUUCAUUUGUCAUGAAUUAACGACACUGUAGAAGAUUCUCGGUCAUUCUGAUUUCACUCCCCAAAUGUCAUUUCAAUGCUGUUUUACACACUGAUGAAAUGGAGCAUAAAGUGUGUUUGUUAAUGCUGAAUACAGGCCUUUAAUUACUAUCACCCUUGGUAUUGAAUGUAAAUUGUACGUUUAAUGCACCGGCUGAUGCACAUAUGAUGCAAAUGACACAGAAAUUGUUACAUUCAGCUUUUUGAGUCAGUUGAUUUGCUCUGAAGAAAUGAAUGUGAUCCUAUUCCUGUCUUUGUCAUCAGUGAAUGCUCAUGAUUAUCACUUGUGAAAGACUUUUGAAUUUGUAUAUAUUUGGGGUUUCUUAUUUUAUCAUGUUUGGGUUGAUAAUUUCAGAAUGACAGCAGCGGACUGGCCUCACAAGGCCGAUUCAUUUGUGGAUUUGUGUGUGUUUAUAUGUUAAUCCUGUGAAAAUUCAAACUGGAUCAUUAAUUAGUCAAAUUAUCUGUAAAGCUGCAUUCAUAUAGGUGAAAUUCAAAAGAAAACAUAAAUGGAAAAGCAUUUACUUGACCUGUUCAGAUUAAAGUCACUAUCCUAAAUUUGUUUUGCUAACAAAAUAACGCAAUUGAUUUCUUAGGAACGAGUGCAGGCACUCAGGUUUGUAACAGUUGGAUGGACAAAAGUUCUUUAAAUGAUGUUAAAUAAAAUAUUUAAAUGAACAAUAAUACUGUUGCUUAUAACCUAGAUUUGCUUAAAUGUGAAUUUAGUUUUUACAUUUCUAAUCUAUCAGAGAAAUUGAGAACUCCUGUAUUAUAAAUCUGUUGGUUGGUUAUUUAGUGUCUGAUUGUAAAUGAAUGGAGAAUGUAUAUUAAGCAGCCAUGUAAGAUAAUUGUACAGGUGGAAUUGUCUGGUAUUGUGUAUGUGAGAUACUUUUUGUGCGUUAUCUAAGUGUUACACAAGUCUUUGUCAUAAUAACAAGCUAAAUGAAUGUUGAGUUUUACUCUACUGGUAUCACAAAGCACUCGUGUAAUGCCUCUGUCUUACACACUACCUACUAUACAGUUAUACAAACUAACAGCAUGUGACUGUUGUUUUAAAGCCAGUGAUUCUUAUUCACUGCCAUUUUGAAAUAAACGGUUCUUUUCUAUCA
Molecule: messenger RNA, 3444 nt
Organism: Pimephales promelas (fathead minnow)
Lineage: Eukaryota; Metazoa; Chordata; Actinopteri; Cypriniformes; Leuciscidae
Gene: dennd11
Product: DENN domain containing 11
Cellular component (GO): cytoplasm
Source: RefSeq, a predicted model, not a curated record